AGCACUCUUAAUCAAGAAAAACGCUGAUGGAAUCAAGAAAAACUCUUAAUCAGUAUAUGCGUUCACCCUGAGCAUUAUAUAGCGGACCCAAAAAUCUGUGCAGUCAUUUGGAAGAAGUGACCAAAAGUCUGUCAGUUUUAGUAAUAUAGCGUUGAUUAUUUUUGUCGACAGAUCAUUUUCUCUCCAGAUCCAAAACACUCUUUAAUCAUUAGUUUAUCCCCAUGAUGAUUCCUCUACUCCCCACCGCGUCGAGCUUCCUCACCCACUGGAAUAUCGCAUCAGUUUAUUGUGUUCAAUCAUCAAUUUUGCUAAUUGAGAGGGAGUUGCAAGACUUUUAAGGCUGCAUUUCAGUUUGCGCGACGUUGGGUUUUUUUUUUCCGCUUUUAGAUUUGUUCUGUGCAGCUUAUGUGCUUGUCUUGAUUGGGGUUGACGGUGUUGAAUCAUAGUUCGUGAUGAUUGGUGUUGUAUGCAUAUGGAAUUGGUAGGAGUAAGUUCGUCUUUGGGAUUAGCUUCUAUGAAUGCAUAUGCUUACGAUUAUUGGAACACGAAGGACAUCUGCUCCGCGUAUGCAGAAUGUUGUGAGACAGAGUUUUGUGUAGGUCUUGAAACCUGAUUUCUAUGUUGGACGCUAUAGAGGGAAUUUAACUUGAAUAAGAGAGCCAUGACUCCUGUUUCGACUAAAGAAUGGCCUAAAACUGCCUAUCCGAAGACCCUUUUAUAUAUUGUUGCCUUAUUUGGGGGGCUUGCCGUAUUCUUACUGCUUGCUUCAACCCUCUUGGUCUCACAACCCAUUGGUGAUUCAGAAUCCUCCAUCAGUUAUUCAGUUUCUGACUCAAGUCGCAUUGACAUUGCCAAUCCAUUUCUAGGCAGAGAGAAAUCAAAUUCAACGUUUUUGGAAGGUCAUAUAAAUGAAGUUAUGUCUCAGUAUGAUGGUACUAAAUAUGCUGAAUCUGGUAAAGGUUAUGGCGAGGGAAGUGUGGUUGAAAAGAACGGGUCUGCCGAACCUCAGGAUAAGAGUGGAACAUCAUAUUCAGGACAAGCAGAAUACGAGAAGUUGAAGGACCAUCUUCCACAUUCUAAUGUAACACAAGAAGAGAACGGCAAUAGAAUUUCUUCACAUAAUACUGCAUUUGAGGGGAAUACAUCAGUCUCCUCCAAUGAUGUGCCAAUAGAAUUAACAAAUACUCUGGAGUCUUCCUCUGCUACCACCAACCUGAGUCAAGCAAACGUCGUUGAUUCAGAAUGUGAUCUUUACCAUGGAAAAUGGAUUUAUGACUCAACUGGACCAUUGUACCCGCAUGACUCCUGCCCCGUGCUCACUCAGAUGCAGAACUGUCAGGCGAAUGGAAGACCAGACAAGGAUUACGAGAAUUGGAGAUGGAAACCAUCCCAGUGUGACCUCCCUAGAUUUGAUGCUAAGAAGUUCUUGGAGCUAAUGCGAGGAAAAACAUUAGCUUUUAUUGGUGAUUCAGUUGCAAGAAAUCAGAUGGAAUCAUUGUUGUGUAUUCUGUGGCAGGUUGAGGUACCCAAAAACAGAGGUAAUCGAAGAAUGCAACGUUACUAUUUCAGAUCUACGUCGACAAUGAUUGUUCGCAUAUGGUCCUCCUGGCUUGUUCAUCAAAUCUCCGAACCAUUUGACUUUGCUCCUGCUGGUGUGGCUAAGCUCCACCUUGAUGCCCCUGAUGAGGGCUUCAUGGAAUAUAUCACAGGUUUUGACGUGAUUGUCCUCUCUUCUGGCCACUGGUUCGCCAAGCAGUCGGUAUACAUAUUGAACAAUGAGAUUGUAGGAGGACAAUUGUGGUGGCCAGACAAUUCAAGAAAGAAGAAGAUUGACAGCGUUCAGGCUUUUGGAGUUUCUGUAGAGACAAUUCUUACUGCCAUCGGCACACAUCCAAAUUACACUGGUCUUACCAUCGUUCGCAGCUUUUCACCAGAUCAUUAUGAGGGUGGUGCAUGGAACACUGGAGGAUCAUGCACUGGAAAGGUAAGGCCUGCCUCGGAAGGUGAAUUAGUUGAAAAUAGGUUUACCAAGAUAAUGCAUGAGAAACAGGUGAAGGGAUUUCAUCGUGCAAUUACUAAAAAAACAAACAAAUCAAAAAUGAAAUUGAUGGAUAUCACAGAAGCCUUUUCAUAUCGCCACGACGGGCAUCCAGGUCCUUAUCGAAGUCCUGAUCCUAAUAAGAUUACUAAGAGAGGCCCAGAUGGUCGGCCCCCACCACAGGAUUGCUUGCACUGGUGCAUGCCAGGUCCAGUUGAUACAUGGAAUGAGCUGAUACUUGAAAUUAUAAGAAGAGAAUUCCAUGACAGGCAGAACACGUCUUGAGUGUUACUGAAGAUUGUUUUAGCUAAAGAUAACUCCGUUCUCUGGGUAGAUAUUUAUCCCUUUUUCCUUGACGAAUACUUUGAAUUUAGAGAAGAUACUGUAACUUAUGGCCAAAACAAGGCCCAGCGAGUGCUCUUGUACCACUAAUUGUAAACGUAUUCUUUUGCUCAAAUCUAACAGCUACCGGCAUUCAUUUUUCUUCA
Messenger RNA from Sesamum indicum (sesame), 2526 nucleotides. RefSeq names its product protein YLS7. Gene Ontology annotation, molecular function: O-acetyltransferase activity. The record is from RefSeq and is a predicted model, not a curated record. Lineage: Eukaryota; Viridiplantae; Streptophyta; Magnoliopsida; Lamiales; Pedaliaceae. Gene Ontology annotation, cellular component: Golgi apparatus.